Molecule: messenger RNA, 4910 nt
Organism: Fukomys damarensis (Damara mole-rat)
Lineage: Eukaryota; Metazoa; Chordata; Mammalia; Rodentia; Bathyergidae
Gene: Znf483
Product: zinc finger protein 483
Exons: 6
Coding region: 886-3138 (750 amino acids)
Biological process (GO): regulation of DNA-templated transcription
Source: RefSeq, a predicted model, not a curated record
GCCGCUGGGUCGGAUGCGGGUGGGAGAGCAGCCGAGCCCUCUGGCCGUGCCCCGAGACUGCUUUUCCGAGAGGAGUCAGGCGUUUUCCUGCAGAACCGAGCCACCGGCUUCCCUCCACCCCUCCUUGUGCCCGGGGGCUCCAAACUUCGGCAGUUUUCGCAUGUUGGGCGGGAUAAUUUCUCGCUUUAUGUGUUUAUGGAGGGGCGGGGGAUGGGGGGUAACUGACCCUUUGCCCGAUGUUUAGCAGCAUCCCCAGAUCUUGCCUCCCAGAAACCAGUAGCAUCCUUUCUCGCUGGUCCAGAUCAGCAAAAGUGUCUCCAGAAUACUGUAACCCCUUAGCGAAAUCCGCUCUCUGCCUUCCUUCCCCCGGCUGGGCACCUGUGCGUGCAUCACAUUUUCACUGAGCUUCCACUGUAAGUUCGCUGGAGACGGGGCCGAGUGCGUUUAGUCACCGCGGAGCCACGCGGACCCCGAAGAGCGCUGGGUGCCGAGUAGGCGCCUCACACCCGGGCGCUGUGCCGGAUACUGUAUGAUAAUUGCCAUUGGUAUGAUAAUUGCAGUGGGAAGCACACAUCCUCUCCCUUGGCCUUUUCGAGCUGCAUUGUUCCUUGCUCGGCCCUCGGUGAGAAAGGAGCCUCUUCCGGACCGCCCGGCCAUUGUUGAUGCUCAGUCACUUGUACAGUGAAUGUAAGCGUGCAACACAAGGCAGGGUGUGCACAAAGGACCAAGAGAAUUGCUCAAGACUGUAAACUGGAUCCCUGGAAACCUUGAUAUUUGCCUGUGUUUAGUUCCUUUUGUUGGACUGUAUCUGAUACUCAAAAUAAUCUGUAGGGGACUGCAUCAAGGCUUGUGAUACACAGUGCAAGCUAUAGUACCCUGAACAAGAUGACAGCCAUUUUCCCAGGCCAUCCAGCUCUGGCCACAAGCAAACAAACCAAGGUCCCAGGAGUGAAUACUUCUGGGAACCAAGAAGCUCUCAUUAGAGGAGACACUGCUGACUUAGAGUCUUUCAGACAAAAGUUCAGGAGGUUUUGUUACUCACAAGAGGCUGGACCCAGGAAAGCCCUGAAUCAACUCUGGAAGUUAUGCAUUCAGUGGCUGAGACCAGACAUUCACACAAAAGAACAGAUUUUAGAACUGUUAGUGUUCGAGCAAUUCCUGACCAUUUUGCCUGGGGAGAUCGGGAUUUGGGUAAAGUCCCAGCACCCUAAGAAUAGUGAGGAGGUGGUGACGCUGAUAGAGGAUUUGACACAAACACUUGAAGAAAAAGAAGAUGCAACUGCUCAAGAUUCUGCUGCUCAACAAGAGGAUAACUCAGGAGAAGAUAAAGCAGUUGCUGUUUCAAGUACUGAGUCAUGUGAAUCCAUAGUGUUCAAAGAUGUGGCCGUGACCUUUUCCAGAAGAGAGUGGAAGAAGCUGGAACCUUUUCAGAAGGAACUGUAUAAGGAUGUGCUACAGGAAAACCUAAGGAACCUCGAAUUUCUGGGCUUUCCAGUUUCUAAAUUGGAUUUGAUUUCUCAGCUAAAAUGGGUUGAAUUAUCAAGACUAAUAGAAAAAGAACUCUCAAAAGACUCCAGGCCAGAGUGUGAGCCUAAAGGGGAAUUGCCGGUGUCGGUUCAAAACUGUAAUGUUUUUAUGGAAGAUUUAACUUUAGAGAAAAUAGUAGAAGAAUGUUUCAAAGAUGAUGGUUGUGGCCUGAUAGCAGAAUACUGGAAAUGUUAUGGGAAAUCCAAGGAAAAUCUUGACAAACAGGGACAUUCAAAAGCAUCAGUUAUACAAAAGAAUACUCACAGGAGAGACAAUCAGGGUGAAGAACUAGACCCAGAAAAGAGCCCCGUUGGAAAGAAACUCAAACGGACUUCUGACAAACUUAAACAUCUUAAAGCCUACUUAAAGAAGUCUAGAAAGUUUAAUGAAUGCAAGAAACCCUUCAGUUUUCAUUCAGAUCUCGUUCUGAACCAUAGAGAACAUACUGCUGAAAAGUCAGAGAAACACGGUGAAGCUGGAAAGGACCUAAAUUGCUCUUCAUCUCUCCCUGAACAUCAGAAAUAUAAGAAAAGUAAUUCGGGGACUAGAUCCCAGAAGUGCACUACGUGUGGGAUAACAUUUACACAACGUUCAUCCCGUUCUAAAACAAAAAGCUCUACCUGUCUAAAAUGUCAGAAGGAAUUACUAGGUGCAGCCUCAAAUAAAGAUGAGGGAACUAAAACUGGAGAAACUACUCAUAAAUGUAGUAAAUGUGGAAAAGCCUUUUGCUUUAGUGCUCCCCCCAGCAAAUACAGAAUUCACACUGGAAAGAAACCCUCUAUAUGUACUGAAUGUAGAAAAACUCUUAGUAGUAAUUCAUCGCUCAAGCCACAACACAAAAACCAUAAUGUAGAAAAGCCCCACAAAUGUGAUGAUUGUGGAAAAGGCAUCACCCUAGCUAAUGUCACUAAACAUCAAAGAAUUCAUAGUGGGGAAAAACCCUUUCAGUGUAAAGAGUGUGGGAGACCCUUCAGUGACAGUUCAUCUCUUUAUCAACAUCAGCGAAUUCAUACUGGAGAAAAACCUUAUAAAUGUAAUGAUUGUGGGAAAUCCUUCACUCAUAGCUCUUCCCUGUCCAAACAUCAGAGAAUUCAUACUGGAGAGAAACCAUAUCCGUGUGAUGAAUGUGGAAAAGCCUUUAGACAAGCUUCUUGCCUUAAACGACAUCAGAGAAUUCAUACUGGAGAAAGACCAUAUUUGUGUAACGAUUGUGGUGCGACUUUUAGCCACUUUUCAACUCUCCAUUAUCAUCAGAGACUUCAUAGAGGAGAAAAACCCUACAAAUGUGACAGAUGUGAGAAAGCCUUCUCUUCCCAUUCCCUUCUUAGUCGUCACAUGAGAAGCCAUACCGGUGUGAAACCUUACAAAUGUAAAGACUGUGGGAAAACCUUCAGUCAGAGUUCAUCUCUUAAUGAACAUUACAGGACUCAUACUGGAGAGAAACCCUAUGAAUGUGACUUCUGUGGAGCAACCUUUGCUCGGAGCACAAUCCUUGUAGAACAUGUAAAAAUUCAUACCAGAACAAGCGACCACGAAUGUAAUAAAUGUGACAAAAAAUUUAAAAGUAUUUCAAGCCUUAUGAGACAUCGGGUAUCACACACUAAAAAGUAGUUCUGCAAAUACAGGAAGAUGGGGCAGACGGUUGGAAAUUUAGUCCAAAUUACUGGAAAACCUGGGAUGUAAACUACCACAGCAUUGAUUAAUAACUGCAACUUCAGUGGGUUAGCAGCCAGAGAAAUUCUUCUCCAUUCACCCUUCUUCAUUUUAAGGAUGUCAUCUGUUGAUGAAUAGGAAUCGAGUUGAAAAAGCCAUGUGGAAAAUGAAGAAAAUAUGAGAUAUGAAACGAUUCUAAAAGAGACUUUCUUCAGAGGAUUUCCCUCUCUUGCUGUUCUUCCACGAUACUGUAUCAAGACGGAACGAACUUGACUGGAUUCACGUUAUUGUCUCAUAUUGCCAGCUUAUACUACAUAACCUUGUACAAGUCAUUUGACCUUUCUGAAUUUUAGGUUCUGUGCCAGUAGAGUGAAUGGAAUGGACUAAUGAUUUCUGAGGUGUUUGUUUGUUUGUCUGUUUGUUUUUUGGUACCAGUGAUAGAACUUGAGAUCUUGCGCUUGCAAGGCAGGCAGCGGAACCACUGAGCUAAAUCCCUGGCUUAUGUCUGAUAACUGUGAUGCUGUAGAGAUAUUCAUUUUUGAUUUUUUUGGAAUUUUCUUGUUUCUCUGAUAGAAAAUUGUUCUCUUGCAGGAUACUGGAUUUCUGCUUUAGUGAGAAUGCUGAAUACUUUUUAAACACUUAGUGCAGGAAUCCCUGGAAUGUGAUGGGAACAAGUCAGAGAAGCUCAAAUGAGUUUAUUUUCAGGGAAGUUCUAGUAAGAUAGAACACCCCAAACUUUAACUUUUGGUUAAAGGGAUUGAGAAUCCAAAAAACUUGAACUUGAGUUAACUCAGCGAUGAGAAUCUUAGGUCCCUGCCCCCAAAAUAGAUUGGGUGUGGAGAAAAGAAACAUAUGCUGAAAACAGCUGGCCUGAGUUUUCAUUUGCAACAUAGAAGUACAUAUUUUGCAAUUUGUGCCUGCAGCAAGUACAGUUUCCUGCAAUUGCAGUGUAAGCAUUCAGCAUGGCAAAGGUCAUAUCUCGUAGACUGGGUCAUAUUUUGGGUUGUCUGCACAGUGGACUUUUUGUAUGUAUGUAUGCUUAGUUGCCACUAUUUCAAGUUAGGGAAUUUCAUGUUAGAGUUUUUGCUUAAAAACAAAAUUACAAGGGCUGCCCAAACAGGGCUCACGUAUCCGUGGGGCACUCAGCUGGUUCUGAGUAGCUGUCUCCUUCAAAUGGAAAAUCUCUUUUACUUCAACUUCUUUCUUGUGUAUAACGCAACUUUCCCAUUGUAGGAAUUUGGUAUUUUAAUCCUCUACCAUCUGGAGAAUAUGUACACUAAAAUUAAAGAGACUCCAUUCGAUAGCUAGCCAAGUUCAAGGAAAGAAUGUAGAAAGUGAUAAAGAUGUUUUCAGCUCUAUUCGUGUGUGUGUGUGUGUGGAAUUAGCCCUACAAAGUACGAAUAUACCGGUAUUGAUGAAUAUUCCUUUAAAAUCACAUUAAUGAAGUCUGAAUAAUUUCUAACUGAAAAAGGAAUGAAAGACCCUGAGUGAGGUUUGGGUCUCAGGUCAUGGAGCUCAACAGGAACCCUCCUGAUUCAACAGUAUACAGACAUAAGUUAAUAAAGUUGAAAUUUGAGGCAGCUCCUCUAAAUUGAGCCUAUGGGAGUAAGACGAUCUUAAUGUUGAUCAAAGAUUCAGGAAUAUUUGCUGUAAUUUAUGUGCUUAGGUUUGAAAUGCUACCUCUCGAUGUAAGGUUUUUGGUUUCUUCUUUUUUUUUUUUUUUUUUUUUU